Stegostoma tigrinum is the source of this 2934-nucleotide messenger RNA. Its product is annotated as zinc finger protein 692-like. NCBI's taxonomy places the organism in Eukaryota, Metazoa, Chordata, Chondrichthyes, Orectolobiformes, Stegostomatidae. The transcript has 12 exons. Gene Ontology annotation, cellular component: nucleus. Gene Ontology annotation, molecular function: RNA polymerase II cis-regulatory region sequence-specific DNA binding; DNA-binding transcription factor activity. Bases 103 to 2184 code for a protein of 693 amino acids. Gene Ontology annotation, biological process: regulation of transcription by RNA polymerase II. The record is from RefSeq and is a predicted model, not a curated record.
UCCCUCCCCUUUCUGUCUUAUCACAUUGCCCCUGUCACUAUCUGCCCCUCACAAACAUGGCGGGUACCCCCUCAAUGGCUCGAUGACCUCUCGCGGAGCGUGAUGACGGAGGGCGGUACGCGUGAUGUAUCGCGGCCUCCGGUCACUGCCGCCUUGAGGAGUCUCCACCGAACGGGGAGGCCGCGCGCCGUUACCAGGAUGGAAGACCGGAAGCCAUCGCGUCACCGAGCGUCCGAGGAUGUGAGACGGCAGAAACGCAAGGAGCUCGAUGCCAGGAGGAGCAAAUCCCGCAUCCGGCUGGGAACUCACCUGGAGCAGUGGUGCCACAUGAAGGACCAGCUGGGAUUUCACUUACAUUCCGACUUCGCCAAGUUCCUGCUGGACAGUUAUGCAUCCAAAUCCUUGGUGAGUGGUUCAGGAGCCGAUGUCGCGGGUGACGACUCGAAAGUGCUGCGGACCUCGAGCGACGCUCUGCGCCAACUCGUCGUCUGGUCACACGACCACAGCCGGGAGUGCGGCUUCAUCCCCGACCUGAAGUCAGUGGUGCUGGAGCGGUCGGGCAGCUCCCUGAGAGCGGUUUGGGAGUGCAUUGCUGGGCACUCCUACCCAUGGCUGCUGCUGGCCCCCCCAGACCGCGGCUGCCCCGGCGCCAGGACCAGGAGCCGGAGCCGAAACUGUGAGCGGGGGGCUGCCAUUGCCCUGGGCCGCGGGGGAGGGCCGGUGGCCCCGGCGGACCCCGGGCCACCCCCAGAGAGGACAGUGAAGGUGGAGGGUGCGCCGCCGCCGCUUCCCCGCCCCGCCUGGGAAGCGGGUGGAGAGAGCGAGCCAUGCAGAAGUGAACUGGCGGCUCACGGGCCCAAGGACGGAGCGGCGGGUCAGGCCGAAGGCCCUGGCCCAGUGCCGGAGAGAGCCGGCGGCCGACGGACGAGGGGAAAGGUUUCAGUGUGCGGCCGGUCAACCCCGGAGGAGUCGGUGAUGCUGAGCGAGUUGGAGCCGAACCGAAAGCACUGCACCCGCAGGAAAAGCGCCGAGCCGGGCCCAGCAGGUGGCCUGGACACCCUGCAGCUCGUCUGCGAGUCCGACUCGGCUACAGAUGACGAACCACGCCCAGGGCCCGAAACAGCACCGCCCUUACCGGUUUCUGAUGCCCCGACGGCCGGCACUCCGGGCAGGAAUGACGGAGAACUGGAAAUUCGGGAUGAGAGUGACGAGGCAGCCACGGGCAGGACUGAGGAAUCCACAGACGAUGAUCUGAGCUACGCUGAUGACCUGAAGGAUCAGAAUUACAGCCCUUCGUCAGACAGUUCUGAGAGGACCAAGAGAAAGCUUCAGCCUCGGUUACGAGGGAGACCAUCGAAAGAGUCCCCGAACAACGGCAAAGCCCCACUACCUGUGGAAAAACCGAGAAAGGGCAGGCGAGUUCGUAAUGAUCAGAGUGAGGAACCACAGAUCCCCAUGAGGAAGAUCAGGAAGAAAGCUCCGAUGGAGAUCCUUCGGUGUGAGUUUGAAGGCUGUGGGAAGGUUGUCUCCAAUCGGCAGUACCUGAAGGUAGGCAGCCCAGCUGAUCUGGCGCAGUGCCGCCAGCCCCAGCCCCUUCGCACAGGAAUUACCGAGCUGCAGGAGGCCAGCGAGCUCCUCCAACAGUGUCCACAAUGCGGCUUCGUCGGGGCUGACGAGAUUUCUCCCCUGUUGAAACCUGAUGCCAUCAUGAGGGAUAUUAUUAGACUGGAGAGGGAUUCAGAAGGAAUUUACCAGGGUGUUGCUGGGUAUGGAGGGUUUGAGUUAGAGGAUAGGCCGGGAUGUUUUUCACUGGGGUACAAGCGGGAUUAUAUCUGUGAGUUCUGUGCCCGACAGUUUCGAACGACCAGUAACCUCAUCAUCCAUCGGAGAAUCCACACAGGGGAGAAACCACUUCAGUGUGAAAUCUGUGGCUUUACCUGCCGGCAGAAAGCCUCGUUGAACUGGCACAUGAAGAAACACGACGCCGAGGCCGGAUACCAGUUCUCCUGUGACAUCUGCGGCAAGAAGUUUGAAAAGAAGGACAACGUGUCUGCCCACAAGCGCAAGAGCCACCCGGAGACGCCAGCAGCGACAGUAACCUCGGACUGUCCGUCUGAGCCCAGCAGGGACUGGGACCGGCUGGAGCCCAAAGCAGAGCCCAGCUCCCACGCAACGUGCCCAUAGGAACUGGACUGGCAUUGGCAGAGGUUCCGAGACCACCACCAUGACUCGCUCAUUGUUCCCCACCCCCACACCAAGAUUGGACUGCCCCCCGCCAUCAUCGUCAUCCUGCAUUGAUGCAGCCAAUCAUCCCCGGAGCCCACAACCACCUGGCAACACUGUGCCGCUGACAUUCGGGUUGUGAGGGGUGAAGGGCAGGAAUAGCCCAGUAACCCUGAGGUUUGGUCAAAGGGGCAGGUGCAGAUUCGGGUUGUUUUGAAGCGAGCCCUCACCAGGGAAAAAGGGUGGAAGUGCUUCACACUCUCUCUUUCACGCACAUGCCCAUAGACUUGCACUCCUGCCACACGCACACACAGACACACGCACACACACACACACACGCACACACACAUACACGUGCACGCGCACACAUGCGUGCACACACAGAUGCGUGCACACAUACACACGCACGCAACGUGUGCACGCACACACACGACUCGAUACUCUCUCGACAUCACGUGCAAAGUCUCAGACACACGUACGUGUGUGUGCGCAAGGGGACACACGUGCACACGCACAUGCACGCACACAGACGCACAGGUUGGGAUGGGAGACUCCCUGAAGCUGAGCCCUGCAUCUGGAAGCUGUGCUUUCCAGCUCGGAGUUGUGGUUCGCUCGGGCUAAUGCUGCACUGUUUAAUCUCACCACAUUGACCUGUAGGAGUGGCAGGCUGCUGCAGUGAACUGUUAAUAGAUUGUCAAAAGAAGUGUUCCU